CUGGGGCCUGGAGCCAAGGCUGCUGCUAUAUGAGCUGAGCUGGUUCGGGUACCCAUAGUGUCGCAGUCUGCUGCCAACGAGUGCAGCGUUGGCUCGAAGAGCUGCUGCUGCUGCUGCUGGUGUUGAUGCUGCUCCUCUUCUCCGCCCCCGAGUGAUCACGAGCAAUCCGGAUACCCUGAGGUAGACAUGCCAGGCCGACAAACGCCUUGUGAUCAGACGAAGGCCAGGAUGUGACUUCAGCUGGUACCAUGUGCACUCUGGACGAGGGGAAGACAUUUUCAAUGCCAAGCGACCUGUUGCCACAGCAUGCAUGAGUCACGCCAACAGUAGCCGGUAAGGUCUCGACAGCCCAGAACACAAUCGCUGGCAUUUCCACUCCGAUGACGCAGCUGAUGUUCUGGUCAGUCCGGAUGGCUGUUGCCUUCGAGGAGUUUACAAUUUGACCCGCUCAUGAUCUACUUCUCCUGAUGCUGCUUAGUGUCAUGACCACAGGGUUUGCAGCGAAGGGUUGCGAAGUGCACGGUGAGCUUAACGUUUGCUAUGAAGUUGGACAUGGAUGUAGGUCGUCUUGGCUGCAGGUGCACUGCCUAUGGAUCGUAAAGUUUGCAUUGGCAAACGCAUAUCCAAUCCAUAAAGCUUUUCGACCAUAUUCUUGAGCAGCAUUUCAAGUGGAAUCUGGUUUUCCAUUACAAGCACUCACAGAACUCGUCAUGCUUCUAACGGAGAACCCCAUUCCACUUGAAAUAUUGCAAAACAGAAACCUUAAUAAUGCAAGGAGUACUAUAUCGAAAUAGAGCAUACUUCAACAUGCAAACAUUAGUUCUUGCACUCAUUCUAACCUAUGCACAGCACCGCUUGAAGCCACAUCAAGGACUACUGAUUCAGAACGAUUAGACAAGGUUAUGUAUGAACAAGACAAUGAAGUAAUUUUCGUGCACGCCAUCUAUAACUCACCCGUUCAGCUGUAUUCAGUCCAGCGCAGGUUGCCUUAUCAUUGCUGAGCUGGAUGCGUGUAUCCACCAAAGCAAUGUAUCCAGCUGACUUAUCUACGGGUUUUCCUUCCAAGUCACAGUAUCCUUUACG
This is a messenger RNA of Marchantia polymorpha subsp. ruderalis, 1083 nucleotides long. NCBI's taxonomy places the organism in Eukaryota, Viridiplantae, Streptophyta, Marchantiopsida, Marchantiales, Marchantiaceae. The record is from the annotation of a GenBank genome assembly.